Messenger RNA from Esox lucius (northern pike), 2712 nucleotides. Its product is annotated as calcium homeostasis modulator protein 6. Bases 212 to 994 code for a protein of 260 amino acids. The record is from RefSeq and is a predicted model, not a curated record. Lineage: Eukaryota; Metazoa; Chordata; Actinopteri; Esociformes; Esocidae. Gene Ontology annotation, molecular function: monoatomic cation channel activity. The transcript has 4 exons.
GACCGGGCAAGGACCCACCGAUCUCAUUCACCACGUGAAAUCCUGCGAGAUUACAUUUUUUUGUCCUACCACAUACUCCACAUACUGCGCCCUCCCUCUCCAGGGGUCUUUGGGAGGGCUGAUCUUACAGAUCACCAUGGACACCAGUGCCUGACAGCCCCGCGGGACCAACGGGUUCCAUGGACACUGACUGCGGCUCCGCCUCCCUCUGAUGUCACCCAAUGAGACCAGAAAUGUGUGUUCAGUACCUUCUGGGCAAAGCCUUCCCACAAAACCAGUGUUAACCAUGCAUCACUGGAGCUCCUGCAUGUCUGCAUGUUCCACUACAAAUGUGCCCCGCCACCUUCUCCCUUCUCUCUCGGACUUCUCAGUCUCUGUUCAGACCUUGUAUGUAGCGUCUAGUAUGGAAAGGAGACAACAAUGGCUAACCCGACUGAAGAGUGAAUUCGGCAACAGCCCCCUGGUCUCCAACGUGGCUUUCGGCUUUAUCCUGAUGGGCUUGGAGAAGCUCGUGGAGCUGGAGUUCGAAUGUCCCUGCGAUCCCAAGUGGAACGGCUUGUUCUCCUCCGCCUUCUUCGUCAUCCCCGCCGUCAUGGCCUUCAUGCUGAUGCUGAUCAUCCAGGAUUGCAGGUACGACCUGGGCGGCUGCCCCAAGACGGUGUCCGUCUCCAGCCUGGUGCCCCCGAUCGUCUGGCUGAUCUUGCUCUUCCUGGACGGACAGUAUUUGGCAUGCGCGCUGACGGACUGGAGCGGCAGGUUUGUGAUUGUUGACAAGGCGGCACCUCAGAAGUGGUGUGAGCCGCCCCAGGAUGACGGCACUCUGCAGGACCUGAUGCUUCACUCUCAGGAACUAUUUGUGGAGUCUCAGGUUAUUGGCAUUGCUUUGCUCAUCUUCAUCUGCGUGGGACUCAUCGUGUAUGUGAUCAGAGAGAGCUGCCAGCAGGAAGAGGAAAUGCAGGAAGUGAACAACACUUACGAGAUAACCCUGCUUUGAGAAGCUACAGAGAGAGGGAAUGAUGUUGCCUCUCCGAAUGCCAGGAGACUACUGGACUCAUUGUGGAGGUUGGUCUGGUGAUACCUCACACAAAACCCCAGAGCCCAGGGUCCAGUCCUACCCUGAAACGUCUUACUCUACACGUGUCAUUCAUUUCUGCACGUCUGUCACAUCGAACAUUUACACACCGUAUUUUACUGGGUAAUAUGAUGACACCAAUGGACAAGGUUUAGAGACAGAACACAUGGAGUUUACACAAGGUUUACAUCCUUUCUGUGUCUCUGGUGAGCACACAGUUAUAGGAUGAGAUGCCUUUACACUGGGUUACACUUUAAAACGUGUCAAUAUUCUUUUUUUCUUUCGCAUUAUUUUAUAUGUUCUCUGUCAGUGUCCAAAUGUUUGUUUCAUUUUAAAAUGUGUUAAUAGACAGGUUUGUGUGGAAGGUAUAUCAAUAAAAGAAUAACAAAGUUGUUUGGAUAUCUAUACCUUAGCCAUCAUACGUACUGAGCUAAAAGGUAAAAUAGGAAGGAACGUCCAAACAUCCUAACUACCAAUUGAAUGUAUUCCAGGAAGUGAUGUCUGGCCAUGUUCCUCUUUGCACUAAACAACAGAUGGAGUCAGACACUGUCAGCCCUGGCGGACCUGAGUGCCAGCAAGGGCAGAACAAAAUAUCAACUGCACUGGCAAUGGACGGUGUGCAUUUGUCAGCGGCUUAUGUAGUGCUUGUCAAAGUGUUGCAUGCAGGUUAUUGAUGUGUUAUUGUGUUAUGAAAUCUUUAAAGGGGCAAUCUGAGAUUCAAAAACAUUUAAGUUUUGGUAAACAGCAAUUAAAAUUGCGUUGAUGUUUCAAUUUCACAUUUGCCCCCCUUAAGUUAAAUAGCUUAAUUAAAAAAAAAAUCAACAUCCCACAAGAGGUGUGUUCAACCUGAUUUAACUGACAGCUCAUUUACACCAGUAAUCCCUGUGCAGCUGGGCAUUAGCCACUUAAACAUGUCUCUUAAGGCUGUCCUACUACCUCACCUGCUCCAGAACUGGUCUCAGGCGUCAAAGAUCUUCCAUUCUCUGUCAUUCUGAUGUCUCAUCAUCCUGAGCUAUGAGGGUUCUCACAGAACAUUUGUCCAGUUUAAGGCCCCGUGAUUCAGCAAACCGUGAAAAUGUAACUAUGUUUAUUAUCUACAAGGUUUUUAAACAAGGUUGGGGCCAGUUAGUGUCAUUUUGGAAAAUAAACUGUACUUCCUAUCUAAUGAGGGUAGGUUUAAAUUUUUAACCAAUUUAAAUUUACUUGAAGUAAAUUGGUACAACUCCUCUAGUCCACUACAACUCCACUACAUUCCCGAAAAAGCUGAGAUGAAAAAAUGAAUUCUCAGAUUACCAAUAACACUUAAGCUGUUAAUGCUUAUCACAAUUACUGUAUAACAUCAGAUUAAAUAAAUGUGUUUUAAAUUUGAAGCAGCCAUGUCAGUUGAAAUUAUGCUUAACGCAGAUGACAACAUUCAAUAUACUGCACACUGCCAGAAUGUUUGCAAAAGGAGUAAUCAACACCAAGCUAAAACUAAAAGGUCAUGAUUAGCUGUCACGUCACUGUAGAGUGACUAUGUGGCAUUAAGAAUUAACAACCACAAAAAAUGAGUUUUAUUUUAAAUGAAUUUUAUUUAACAUGAUUUGUAUUGAUCAUAAUUUACUGACUGAUCAAUUAGAAAAUAAAACAUCUCAAACACA